AUGGACGCCGCCCGUGGGAGCGUUGGCAAUCGCCGGAUCAGCAGCGUGCAGACGCGAGAGCGCCUGCGGCGAAAGAGCUCAGCGACCGCCCGCAACAAGCGCCCCAUCACUGCCCAAGAUGCCUACCUCCAUGCCCUCCGCGUAGCCUACCUCGCAUACCUCCUUCAGCCGCGCCAGAAACGGGUCCAACAUGUACCGGCCGCACCCAAGCCCGUCCAGCGCUCCUCGACCUCUGUCAACGACCUCAUGAAGGACUUCUCCCUCAUUCGAGAUAGCAAGAGCACGCGCUUUCCCCAUGCCUUCAUGGGCGAGCUGGACAAGCGGAUAACAAAAGUGCUCAUGGGGACGGAGAGAAUGCCCGAGUUCAAGGAUGCCACCGUCAAGAGGACGUUUGCUGUCUUCCUGAAUGCCUUCAAGGAUCCCACCUUCAGGAAGAGCAUGGACAAGGACCGAAGGGUCGAGGACCUCCUCUUGAUCUUCUACUCAAAUGCUACAAAAGAGCUCCAGAAGGGAAAAGUGCUGGGCGACGAUAGCUGGAAGCUCAUGGUCGACCGACAUGUAGCCCUCUUCCUCCGCUUAGUCAGCUCCAUUCUCAAGGACCAUGACUGGGCAAAGGACAGGCCAGAGCUCACUCUGCGACUGGCUACCAUGGAGAAGAAGCUGUUGGUGCAUGAUCAGGACCUGACGGUGGACAACCAGCGCAACGGCGGACAAGGUGGCACAACAAUCGAAGUCGAAAUCCCACGUAGCUACGAGGUCAAGGACAUGGCGCUUGUCUUGGUCGUGUCGCGCAUCUUUGCGGUUGGAUACUCCGAUGUUCAGGCAGAUAUCAAUCGAUACAAGUCGGUAUGGACAGAACAGGCCGCGCUGCAGGAUCUCAAAACCUAUCAGGCCCACCUCAGCCUCAUGACAAAUAAAACAUUGAACAGCGAUGACUUCGAUCUAGAAGAGGCCUACGAGGCUUGGAAGAAUCAGGAGGUGCCCGAUCUAUCACAGAUGAUCUUGGCCAUUCUCCAGUCGAAUCCAGAGCUAGCGAAAAGCUCACCGGGCGGCUCGGUACCGCAAUUCAAACCAAAUGUAACACUAGAUCCUGGAUACGCAGAUUCUUCCAAACAGGGGUCACAAUUAUCCGAGAACGGCUCCUCGUAUAUCAUCGACCAACCCGUAGACAUGACUGGACUCAACAUUCGUGACGAUCCAGAUAACGGCACAUCGUAUACCUUCAUACCUUCAGAUCCCCGCGCUUAUUAUCGCGCUAUACUGAAGGAGGCGCUGACGUACGAUCUGGCAGACGCCGAACUACAGCCGAGCGAAGCAACAAACGAAACGCCGUCUGUCAAGCUACUAUCCAAGCAAUCUGCGGAGCUUCUGAAUGAGAUUGCCGUACGAUGGAGGCUACCCCAGUUCUCGCGCCUUAUCUUAUUUCUAGACGUUAUCCGAGAGAAGUACAUCAACCAGGAAAUCAGUCUAGACACGCUGGAUGCAGCCUUCAACUACGUAAAAGAACCGCCACCACCACCAGACAAGAAGUCAAACAGAAUGAGCCAUAUUCCCGUUCAGGCGUCCGUAUUCGAUCGAUCAAAGUGGACCGUUCAUGACUAUGCUCUCAAUCAACAUAUAUUGCUAGCACUGCACGAUGCGUUGUUACGCGAACUCUUCGAGCUCAUGAUGUACGUUUACGAUACCAAGCCCCCUGCACUUGGACCUGUCAUGUACAUUCUGGAAAGCCACAUAUAUGAUGACCCCACGUUCCCUGGUACAGAGGAGGAUAUGGAUCAGUUCACCGAGCAAUUGCGGCAAGCCCUGAAGCAGAAAGCGGGUGAUGUGUAUCGCGAGUUGCUGGCGAAGCAUAUCCCCGACACCAAAGAGGAGUGGCAGUUUUAUCAUGUCAUUGAACUUGGACGAGCGGUAGUCAAGCUUUGCGAAAGGAUCCAGAAGCGAUACCGCAAGAAUCCAGAGGUCAUGGGCGUCAGCCCCAUGAUGUGUCUCGUCGAAGAGAUGUUUCCAGCCUAUGCUGCAGACGCACGAGACCUAGUUGCUCGCAUCAUGGAAGUAGCUCACCAUAAGAAUGAGCAUGUGCCAGUUCAGGAUGGUUUCGAUCUAUAUAAAGAGCUUGUUGAGAUUCGUCGGAUACAUAGCGACGCUUUGCCAAGGAAGAAGUUUGCAUUCAACAUUGAAGGGCUGCUGCAAGACUUCGUAUGGAGAUGGAUCGAGAUGACGGACGCCAAUCUAAUCGGCUGGGUAGAUAACGCCUUCAAAGCAGACCAAUUCCAGAUCGAAUCGAUGAACGCAGUCGCUUCUGACGACGAACGACAUAGUGUCUCCGUCGUCGAUAUCUUCCGAUCAUUCAACCAGAGUAUCGAGCAGAUCGUGGCGCUCAAUUGGGACGAUGAUGUUCAAUACGCCAAGUUUAUGACGGCAGUGUCCAAGUCCAUUGGAAUUGCUCUUGCGCGGUAUUGUGAACUCGUGGAGCAGAGGUUCAGUAAGGAAAUGGACCGCUUGACGCCCGAGCAAGAGGCCGCCGCCCACCAAACCAAACAAGAAAAAUGGAUUUCGAUGGCUAAAGACUUCUACAACCAGAAAGAGAAGAUUGAGCCAUUUCAGUUCUAUCCUGAGUCACUUGUCAAGCUCAACAACAUUGAAUACGCAAUGCUCCAGCUGGACAGGCUCGAGCGCGAAAUCGGCGUUGAUGCCUGCGCAGAGGUUAUUCAGAAGCAUGUCUCACCACCAACGCAACGUAUCCGAAACAACAACUUCGUGUUUACGAUCAAGAUCAUCGAAGCCGAAGACCUCAAAGCCUGCGAUAUGAACGGCCUUAGCGAUCCUUAUGUCGUCCUUGGUGACGAGUACCAGAAGCGUCUCGCGAAGACUCGAGUCAUCUAUGGCAAUCUGAAUCCUCGAUGGGAUGAGACGAUCGACAUCACAACGACCGGGCCUUUGAAUAUUGUUGCUACGAUCUGGGAUUGGGACACACUUGGCGACCAUGAUUGUGUUGGCCGAACAUCGCUCAAGCUUGAUCCGUCACACUUUAGAGACUAUAUGCCUCGUGAAUACUGGCUCGAUCUUGACACACAAGGCCGCCUAUUGUUACGUGUGAGUAUGGAAGGCGAACGAGAUGAUAUUCAAUUUUACUUUGGCAAGUCGUUCAGAACACUUAAGAGGACUGAACGUGACAUGACACGGAAGAUCACGGAUAAGCUCUCGUCAUUCAUCAAUCAUACACUCUCUCGUCGGACACUCAAGGCUUUACUCAGUCGUGGCACCGUGGUUGCCUCUGCAAUGAACUACUUCCGAGCCGCCCGGCCCCAGUCUGUUGCCCAGGGUCCUACACCGCAAGACGUCACACAAGCGCUCGGUCCUCUCUUUACUUACUUCGACGAGAAUUUUGCCAUCAUGAAACAGACUUUGACAGAUGCAGCUAUGAUCAUGGUUAUGACUCGAUUGUGGAAAGAGGCGUUAGCAACGAUAGAGUCGCUGCUCGUACCCCCACUUUCUGACAAGCUCUCGCAACAACGCCCGUUAACGCAGCGUGAACUGGAUAUCGUCUUCAAAUGGCUCAAGAUGCUGUUCGACUUCUUCCACGCGGCAGACGAAGAUGGCAAUGUCGACGGUGUGCCCAUGGACGUGCUUAAAUCGCCGAAAUACCACGAGCUUCAGAACCUGAACUUCUUCUAUUUUGAGGCCACCGAGGACCUGAUACGUACCUCAGAGUCGAUGGCUGCAGCCAGCGCACGGAGGCAACAAGAACAAACUUCACGACUCAACAGGUUCUCUGCACCACCCGCCCUGGGCCAUCAGUUUGGCGGUGCGGCGGGGCUAGUCGGCAUGCCUACACGCAAGCAUAAGACUAUCAUGCUAUCAAGGAACUUGGGGACGAUGAAAAAGGCAAAGGAGGAAAAGCGGAAGGAGGCACAGGCUGAGCCCAAUGAUGAUAUGAUACUCAGGAUCUUGAGAAUGAGGCCGGAAGCAGAGCGGUACCUAAAGGAUCGGAGUAGGCAGAAGGAGCGACUCGCUGCUGCGCAGGCCGCAGAAAUGAUUGUCCGCCAAAGUCUGAACGCAGGCGGUGGCCGAAUGACGGGCGGUAUAGGUGGUAUAAGACGGUAG
Cucurbitaria berberidis CBS 394.84 is the source of this 4104-nucleotide messenger RNA. RefSeq lists its product as uncharacterized. NCBI's taxonomy places the organism in Eukaryota, Fungi, Ascomycota, Dothideomycetes, Pleosporales, Cucurbitariaceae. The transcript has 4 exons. The record is from RefSeq and is a predicted model, not a curated record. The coding region runs from base 1 to 4104 and encodes 1367 amino acids.